This is a messenger RNA of Acaulospora morrowiae, 438 nucleotides long. Lineage: Eukaryota; Fungi; Glomeromycota; Glomeromycetes; Diversisporales; Acaulosporaceae. The record is from the annotation of a GenBank genome assembly.
AUGGCCUUCAAACAUUCCACUCGCGUAUUACGACGGACACAUCCGCACACUCCAUUUAUGGACGUUAUGGAUAAUUUUCCCACAACUUCGGAAAUCUUAAGUAUUAUUCAUGAUGGGCAAAGGAAUGAUCAUGCAAUCACCGAGAGCAUUGUCAAAGAACAGGAUGAAAUUGAAAGAUCCUCACGUUCUUCCAAUGGGGAAACCACGGAUCAAUCCCAUUCACACUCCCCAAUUACUCAACAAGCAUUUAAUGCUGCCGACGAUGGAGAUGAGUGUGUUAGAAGGAGAAGGGGAAAAAACACUAAUGAUGAUCAUUUCAAAAUUCGAGGUGUUAGUACUACAAGCAGUGGAUUAGGAGGAAUCGGGAAAAUCCCCAGUAAUACAAAUACAUUCGAUGGUACUGAUCUUUCCUAUGGAUCGAUCGAUAAGGUUAAAUAG